Molecule: messenger RNA, 1242 nt
Organism: Ipomoea nil (Japanese morning glory)
Lineage: Eukaryota; Viridiplantae; Streptophyta; Magnoliopsida; Solanales; Convolvulaceae
Product: DAG protein, chloroplastic-like
Exons: 5
Coding region: 97-786 (229 amino acids)
Biological process (GO): cytidine to uridine editing; chloroplast RNA modification
Cellular component (GO): chloroplast
Source: RefSeq, a predicted model, not a curated record
UAUGAACUUUCUCAAUUGCUCUUUACAUCUUUGAUCAAUUUCCAUUUUCUCCUCUCUCUGAAAGUAUACAAAUCCUCUCCGAUCUCCACACAAGAAAUGGCGGCUCUGAAUCUCUCUCCUCUUUUCAAAGCCCUAAACCCCCAAAUAUCCCAUUCCAAUAACCCUUCUAAAGCCCCAACUUUGCUGCUUUCUCUGUCGUACCCUCUUCCCUCGACCUCGCCGGCGCCGGCGCCGCCACUCCUCCGCUGCACCCUCACACACCAAAGCCCAUCAAGACUUCACCCGUUGAGAGCCGUCGGGGACGAAGAAUACUCAGCUAGGAGAAGCAGUAAUGAAGUAAGAGAAGCUAUUUUGCUGCCUGGCUGUGACUACAACCACUGGCUUAUAGUCAUGGACUUCCCCAAAGACCCUGCCCCUACCAGAGACCAGAUGAUCGACACUUAUCUUAAUACUCUCGCCACUGUUCUUGGCAGUAUGGAAGAAGCAAAGAAGAACAUGUAUGCUUUUAGUACUACUACUUACACGGGAUUUCAAUGCACAGUAUCUGAAGAAACAUCAGAAAAGUUUAAGGGAUUACCUGGGGUUUUGUGGGUCUUACCGGAUUCUUAUAUAGAUGUAAAGAACAAGGACUAUGGAGGGGAUAAGUACAUCAAUGGUGAGAUAAUUCCAAGCCAGUACCCUACAUACCACCAAAAGAAGUCUAAUUCCCCAAAAAACAAGAGUAGAUCAUACGUUAGAAGAAGAGAUGGUUCCCUCGAACGGCAGAGACAGGAAACUUCUUCCUAGAAGCAUACUGGUAGAUAUUCAGUUAAAGAGUCGAACUGCCUUACUUGUUAGAAAUGCCAAUGUAUGAGCACAGCCUUAAACUGGGUGGGGUAUUUUCAAAGAUGCACAAGUGCUUCUCCAUUAAUGUAGUAUUAGUUCAGUGAAGCUGUUGUUUCUCAUCUUUGAUGAACACCAACUGGCUAAUUUCAUUGUGAGUCGGCCGCCUAGACCACCACGGAUUAUGGUGAUACGCUAGGUGGCCAGUAGGCACCUAGUGCUAGGCGUCGGGAAUUUUUGCAACAUUGCUUGGGAGCCUUGCAACCGUGCUUGUAUUUGCUUCGUGUGAGUUUUCUCGAAAAUAUUGUAGCCAUGCGAAAGUCACUUGUUUGCCUGAACGAAAACCGUUAUGUAGUUUAAUUGACAUCAAACACUGUUCCCAGCACGCAGCAAAUUAAGGUUAAUUAAUGUGGAAGUUGU